CGCGGCGAGCUGGCAGUCUGCUUGCCGCAUGCCCGACGCCAUGGCGUCCGUCAGCGCGCAGGACGAGCGCUCCAGGAGCCCGAGGAGGAUCAGCAGUGGGGUCAUCGAUAGCUUGUGCACAGCGACGGCCGAUUUGCUCCGACUGAAAGACCAGCAUGGCGAUACACUCUCUCGUCUCGCUACCAAGACGGGCGAGAGCAGGGCACUCUCGGAGAAGGUGGAGAGCCUGAAGAAGGAGAAGGCGGAGUUGAACAAGCGCCCGAUAGUCUAUGCUACCACGGAGAAGGAGCUGAAAGAAAAGGUGCAGAGGCAGGCCGGCGCUGCGGAGUCUUCCCGGGCUGCGCUGAAAGUGUCAGAGAGCAAGCUCGUCGAGGAACGUCAGCGAAGCCAGAGGCUUGAGAUGGAGAGCGCCAAGCAAGCUGAACGAGCGGUGGCGCGACAGGCUACCAUCGAGCACUUGCAGAAGGACGCAGCUACGUUGAAGGCGACUCUCGCCAAGAAGGCCGCCUUCCUGGACCAGCGAACUCGGGAGCGCGACGAGGCAGAGCAGGCCAUCGAGGACGAGAUGGAGCGGAAACGCCACAUGGAGCUCAACAUGUCGGCGCUCGAGGGCGACAUCGCGCGGGCGCAGGAGGAACAAGCCCGCUUGGAAGCCCGCGCGUCGGCCGCCGAGCAGUCGCUCGCUUCGAUUGCCCCAGCAAGCGUCGGCGACGCCGAAACUGUCGACUCGGUGUUGGCAGACCUGCUCAGCGGUGGCGACGAUUGCGCCGUCGCGGCGCAUCAGAGUGACGACGACGUUGGCAUGGUCGCGGACUUGGAGGGCGCGGACGGCUCGGAGAGCGCGGAGGCGGAGGAGCACGACGCAGGCGGCCAGGAGACGGACGCAGUCGCCUUGGAAAAGAAGCUAGGUGCCAAACGGUACAAGACGGACGACGAGAAGAUGAUGCACUGGGACAUCCGCAAGGACCCCUCCAUCGCAGACAAGCGAUGCACCAAGUGCGGCGACGCAGACAAAUUCGAGGUCAAGUGCGCGCAUUGCCUCGCAUGGCACGCGAUGGUCGGCUGCAGUUUUAGCCAUCACUACACCCACGUGAAGAACCACUGCGAGGGGAAGCGCAGGAUGGACGCGCCAGGAGGCAAAGGACGCGGCCUGGAUGCACUCUUCACUCCGAGGAAGCUGGCGAUCGAGCCCAUGAGCGAAUCCGCGGUUGAAUCCCCACCGAAGGAGGCGCCCAAGCCUCUCCCGUGCGAGGGCGUGGCGCCCUUCGCGUCGCUGGAGGCGGCGAAGAUGAAAGAAGCGUUGAAGGAGGACUGGGAGGAAGCCUGCAAGAGGCUCAAUUUGGACGCCGCAGCCGAGAGGUGGAGGCUGCUCGCGGACACCUACCGCACAUUCUUGAAAGGCUCCGCCUACGAGGUGCGCAAGGUGCCUGGCUGGGUCCCCGACCGUUCCGAUCAGAUCCUGACCGCGCGCCUUACGCGCGACAAGUGCGUGGCGCUGGAGGACGAGAUGAAGAGAGCGCUGAAUGGCGCCCUCAAAAACAUCGCGAGCGGGCGGGCCUGCUGCGAGUUCGUCGACAAGGCUCGGGCGGCGCACAAGGACGCGUACAAGUCCGUCAAGCACAUUCGCCCGAAGAACGCGCCCGCCCUGAACGAGGGGCCGUUGGAGCGGCUGCGCUCCAUGGCCAUGGCGCGCGGCAAGUUCUUGGAUUUCAGGGAGUUCGACGGCGCCGCGCCGGGCGCGGGGCUGGCCGAUGACGACUUGAAGAUGCUGAAGAACGCGGCGACCCUGAUGGCGACGAAGCAGGGCGGUCUGCAGGGCUCCGCGAUGAAAAGCGCCUUCGCCGCCUACGUGCGUCGCUGCAUGCGGCCCCUCCAGAAUAAGUCCAUGGGGGGGAUGACCUACGAUCAAGCUUUCCGUGACUACGCCUGGGCGAAGUACUUGCACGGCAAGGCCCCCUACCAUUUCGACCGGGCCAAUCUCUUCCAAGGCGCGAUCAUGUCUGAAUCCACGAUGAAGCGGGACACGCGGCAGCAGAAGCAGGCUUUCGACUUCUUGGACCACUCCCGGGAUAACCUCUACCACAUUGCCCAGCACGGCUUCGGAGUCUUGCAGGAGGCGCGCGUGGCCCAGGCGAUAGCGGUGGGGGAUGAGAUCACCAAGCUCCCGACCACGCGGUUCGAGCCCCAGCUCAGCGCCUACAUCGGCGGCGCGACGCGCCACGCGAAGGCGCCGCCAGAGUCGAUGGAGAAGCCCGCCGUCGACUAUACGCAGACGUUGGCCAGCAAGUGCAAGAUCAUUGGCUUGGUGGGCCUUGGCGACGCGCCCCUGGCGGUCUUGCCCACGCGCCCCGGCGGCGCAGACGCCGGCGAGGAUUCCGAGCUGAACGACAUGAUAUCCCACAUUGUCUUGCUGGCGCGGGGCCCCGGCGAGGUAGCCCGCGAGUUCGGCAUCGAGAUCCUGGGCAUGCUCUUCGAUUGCACGUCGAAGGAGGUCGGCUGGGUGAAGGACUGCGCGGCGAAGUGGAUCGGCGCCAGCAACGAGGACCGCGCGACCAUGAUGUUCAGAGGCUUGGACCCCAAACAUUGGUUCAAAAUCGUGCGCAACAGCGCGUGCUUCGGGGGCGGGCGCCUGCCGCACGGCGGCUUCCUCGUGCCGAACGUAGAGGUUCUGGGCGCGCUCGGCGCCAGGGAAGAUUGCGUCGUCAUCAAAGACGUCUUCUCGGACUUGAAGGUGCGCAAGGUUUUCGACGCCUUGCCGGAAUUCCCGCGCAUUCUGUUCGAAGGCCAGCGCCCCCUCCACGAGGUGAUGGGCACCGUCAUGGUGUUCUACGUGCCCUUGUUGGUCGAGACUUGCUUGCAGGCGCGGUCGACGUCGUUCGCCCGCGCAGAGCGGUCCGACCCCCCGCCAGCGCGGUCGGCAUCGUUCGCCCGCGCAGAGCGGUGCCACGCGCUCUUCUUCUGCCUGGUCUUCGCGUCUGGGUGGACCAUGAACUCCUUGACCCGGGCGAACUCCUUGCUCUGCAUCUUGCCGGUCGCGAUGGCUCCGGCGAAGACCGCGGCGGGGCACCACAGGUGGGGCACUUUGAUGUUGGAGUUCCUCUUCGACCUUCUCAGGGCCCACCAGAACUCGGAUCAGCUGUCCGCGCAGGGCAUGCUCCACGCGGUUCAGAACAUACUCCUCGGCCGCGCAGCUAACUCGCACACCGCUGCGUGGACAGCUUAUGCCACGCGCGCGAAGUCGGCCCCCCGACUGGGCCCCAUCAUCAAAGACCCGGAGCUGCUCGCCAUCAUCAACGACACCGCCGCCUCAGCAAGGAGCUCGCAGCUGAAGCGCGGCUGGGCCGAGGCGGCCCGGGCGCGCCCGAAGAACAUCGAGAAUCUCGCCAAGGUGUUCGACGACCUCAAGACAGACGUCGCCACCAGCACGAACGCGGAGGACCGCGUCGGCGAUCUGGUCGCGAGCCUCGCCGCGGACGGAAAGGACGUCGACGAGGCGCCAGACGCGUCGGACUUCACCCCGCCCGUCGGUUCCGAGCACGACGCCGAGAUGAUCGGGCCUAUGUUCCGCAGGGCGCUCCAGAAGACG
Prorocentrum cordatum is the source of this 3586-nucleotide messenger RNA. NCBI's taxonomy places the organism in Eukaryota, Dinophyceae, Prorocentrales, Prorocentraceae. The record is from the annotation of a GenBank genome assembly.